Messenger RNA from Daphnia pulicaria, 546 nucleotides. Its product is annotated as alpha-(1,3)-fucosyltransferase C-like. Gene Ontology annotation, molecular function: alpha-(1->3)-fucosyltransferase activity. The transcript has a single exon. Lineage: Eukaryota; Metazoa; Arthropoda; Branchiopoda; Diplostraca; Daphniidae. The record is from RefSeq and is a predicted model, not a curated record. The coding region runs from base 1 to 546 and encodes 181 amino acids. Gene Ontology annotation, cellular component: membrane.
AUGACGUACCGUCGGGAUUCGGAUAUUUACAGUUCAAGUUACGGCAGUAUCACGCGGAGGAAUCAAUCGGCGCAGUUAAAUACAUUACCUCCGCUAUUGUCGCCGGAUGAAUCUCCACCGGAUCCUUCUACCUUUUGGCAAUUCAGCGGAAUCAAUCAAUCGAGACAGCAUCCGGCAGUUGCCAACCGGACGAAAUCGGUAGCUUGGUUCGUUACCAACUGCAACACUCCAAGUAAACGUGAAAUCUUCUUCCGCCAAGUGGCCAAGUACAUCCCCAUCGACAUUUUUGGUGGAUGCGGACCUCUGAAAUGCCUCCGUGGGGGCAGUAAGAAAUGCGACCAAUUAUUAGAUGAUUACAAGUUUUACAUUUCUGCGGAAAAUUCCAUCUGCCCCGAUUACAUCACCGAGAAAUUCUACCGGGCUCUCGAGAUGGGCGUCUUUCCCGUCGUUUACGGAGGUGCCGAUUACUUGGCCUACGGCCCCAUUCCUACAUCAACGCGGCCGAUUUCGAGUCUCCUCAAGCUCUGGCCGAUUACCUCCUCCUGA